UGGCAAAGAGGGAUGGAGGACACUGAGUGGAGGCCAGUGGAGGGAUUGGCAGAGAGAGGGUGGAGGACACUGAAUGGAGGCCAGUGGAGUGAUUGGCAGAGAGGGGUGGAGGACACUGAGCUGAGGCCAGUGGAGGGAUUGGCAGAGAGGGGUGGAGGCCAGUGGAGGGAUUGCCAGAGAGGGGUGGAGGACACUGAGUGGAGGCCAGUGGAGGGAUUGGCAGAGAGGGGUGGAGGACACUGAGUGGAGGCCAGUGGAGGGAUUGGCAGAGAGGGGUGGAGGACACUGAGUGGAGGCCAGUGGAGGGAUUGGCAGAGAGGGGUGGAGGACACUGAGUGGAGGCCA
Molecule: messenger RNA, 345 nt
Organism: Staurois parvus
Lineage: Eukaryota; Metazoa; Chordata; Amphibia; Anura; Ranidae
Source: the annotation of a GenBank genome assembly